This is a messenger RNA of Psilocybe cubensis, 1962 nucleotides long. RefSeq lists its product as uncharacterized. The record is from RefSeq and is a predicted model, not a curated record. The coding region runs from base 1 to 1962 and encodes 653 amino acids. Lineage: Eukaryota; Fungi; Basidiomycota; Agaricomycetes; Agaricales; Agrocybaceae. The transcript has 7 exons.
AUGCCCAAUCCUGGUGGUUUUCAAGGCCUUCGAAAGGCUUUUCUACUAGAACAAAAGCCGCUAUAUGCAAGGGCUGUCGAACAACAGCUAGUUUCCGAAACACUAGCUGAUAUAAGUCGACGAUUUUUGAAGAGAUUUCCUCUGGAUAAGCCAGAGAGCUGGGAACCUACUGAAGAUGAGUUAGCUGCUGUUAAAGACGAUGAAGCAGAGGAAGAAAUUCCGGAAUGCGAUCCUGAAACCCUUUCACCGGAAGAACAGGAGAUCUUAGGCAAGCAGAAGAAAGAGAGACAACAUCGUCUCCAGACCUUUCGUGGCACUCCCAAAGCGUCAUCGGCAAACAACGAUGCCCAAAAUCUCUUCACACUUCUCCUCCAACAACUAGUGGGAAAAGAACCUAAUCGCCCACGGUUGAAGACCCCGGUGAACACGUGGAGAAAGGAAAAGGCCAAUCGCGAUGCCAUUGAGGCAGAAAUUGAAUCGAUGGACCCACUUGUUCCAGUGAAGUUGCUAGCCAAGACCCGGGACGAGAUUGCAAGGCGACUUUUCCAGGAGUUGACUUCCGAAGAGAAGAGAAAAUGGACAAAGAUAGCAUCAGAUGAGCAUAGUGAUGCAAUGGCAAAAUACAACGCCGACAUAGAUAUUAGUGGGGAAUCAUUGACUCCGGAACAACGUCAACGUGCUAUUGAAGGAAUUGGACCUUUUAUGACCACUAUCCUUGAUUCGCUCUGCCAUAUUACAGGGUGGAAGUGCACAUUUGUGGCCGGUGGGCCUGAACCUGCAAAUGGGGGGAUGUUGGGCACUAUCAGCGUUCAUUCAGGAGUUACUUGUGGAGAUAUUCAGAUGAAUUUUGGUCGUGCAGAGCGAUUCAGGUACAAGACCAUUAUUAUUCCGAUCUUCGGUGAUUUUCUUCGCAAAUGCUACUCAAAAACUCAAUAUAAAGAGUGGGCAUUGCCACAAGAUCAAGAGCACCUUCCGAUGGCUAGAUCCGAAGCCUUCAGAAAUGAAGACGAAUCAAUUCAGGCCAUUCCAAUUAUUGGAUCUGAAAACAUGCCUGUGUCUGAAUCAGUAGCUCGCACCCAAAAAAAGAAAUCUAGAAAACGAAGGAAUGCGGUUCCUACUUUACGUCAGGUUUCUCCAGCCCAACUGUCUCCUACAGCUGAAAAUGAAGAUUUGGUUGACGUGGACUCACAAAGCCAUUUGAAGGGGCAUAAUCCCUUUCCGGAAGACUGGCCGUAUACGUUGGAAGCCGACGACGACAAUGUUUCCGGAAAUGAAGGCAGUAAUGGAGAAAACUCACCACAACCUUCACCACCACCGUCUCCAGCUGCUCCUCCCUCAGUGCCACCAUCUCCGUCCAUUCCUCGUUCUGUGCCACCAUCUCCUUCUGCUUGUGUUUCCGCAACACAGUCUCCUAAAGCAAAUCUGGAACACGGGACUAACCGCCCUAUGGUUGAAAAAGUGGUAUCCCCAUUGGAGAAUACCUCUACCCCGACAUCGAUAAGUCCACCUGUUGGUUUGCCGCCUCGUACCAACCACCCAUCUGUCGCAGUAACAAACCCAACAAACGCCGCCUCUACACCUACGUUGGUAACAAACACGCCAAAUACAAUUUCGAGAAACACAAUGGGAGUAACCACAGCGAUUGAGGCUGUCUCGAAAACGUCUUCAAAGCGUAAAAGGGAUUCAAAAUCAAAGAUUUCCUCCAAAAAGCGAAAGGCCAAUACUAGAAGUACGACUCAAACAUCUGCACCUCCACCGACAUCUGCACCUCAACCAACAUCUGCACCACCACCGACAUCUGCACCUCCUCAAACCCAACGACUGACACGAAGCACCGCUCCUACUGCUGCUCCUGCGCAAGCAAAAUUGCCGCCGAUGCCAACAACUUCGGUUGUCCUCACCCGAAACGGUAAACCUGUCAAGAGUUCGAAGUUCUGGGUAUAUGCGGAAGAUGAUAGCUAA